AUGGUGUCCACAAUAGCAGAAAAGAAUGAUGGAGUCAUGAAAAUUCAUUUGUUUCCUAAUGGUCCCGUAGCAUCCCAGUGCUGCCUGCUGAUUUGGGGCACACCGUAUGUCUUGGCAUCCAAGAGAAACACAGUGACUAGAAAGAAAGUUAACCUUACUUACAUUCUCAAUAAUAGUGCAAGAAGAAACACAUACAAGAAAAGAAAACUUAGUGUUGUGAAGCAACUAGAUGAAAUCACCACUCUGUGCGAUGUUGAAGUGUGUACCGUCAUCUAUAGUGACUUUGAUCCCCAACCUGUUGUUUGGCCGUCUAUGGAUGAAGUACGGAGACUCAUUACAAAGUACCAGAGUUUUCCGAAGGUUGAUCAAGGAAAACGAAAGGUCAAUCAAGAGACCUUUACGAGGCAGAGGCUCCAAAAGAUACAAGAAAAACUAAGAAGACAGGAAAGAGAGAAUCAUCAUAAUGAGAUGACUCGUAUCAUGUUUCAAUCCAUGAUGAAUCCACAACAUGCUAUGUCAGGCCUGAAUACCGAAGAAGAUUUCAAGGAGCUGGCUAGAGUUAUCAGUCAGAACAUGAUGGAGGUUAACAGGAUGAUGGCUCCUCCUCUUUCAAUCCUCCAACUCAUGGGGGAUUUGGCUCUUGCAUGGCGCCCAACAUGA
Impatiens glandulifera is the source of this 660-nucleotide messenger RNA. Its product is annotated as agamous-like MADS-box protein AGL80. The transcript has 2 exons. The record is from RefSeq and is a predicted model, not a curated record. Lineage: Eukaryota; Viridiplantae; Streptophyta; Magnoliopsida; Ericales; Balsaminaceae. Gene Ontology annotation, molecular function: DNA-binding transcription factor activity, RNA polymerase II-specific; RNA polymerase II cis-regulatory region sequence-specific DNA binding; protein dimerization activity. Bases 1 to 660 code for a protein of 219 amino acids. Gene Ontology annotation, biological process: positive regulation of transcription by RNA polymerase II.